UACACAACAAAGAUCUCGCAUAAAAUAAAAAUAUAAACAGAACAUGGGGUCUGAACAUUCGAGUCAAUCUGGGGCUCAUAGCCAAAGACAAGGCAGUUUGAAUAAAAAUGGAGUUAAACAGUCAAACAUCAGGCGUCAACAUACGAUAGCUAACCCAGGAGGAACAGAAAAUAUUAACAGUGAAAAUGGUAGGCCAGGUUCCAUUUCGCCCGGACCAAGUGUAUGCAGUGAUAUAGACUUACCGUAUAUAAGUUACACUGUUAAUAGACCUAUUGGAGAUUCUCCAAAACUUACUAACAAGCAGUUGGUGAAAAAUAAAUCGAACAGCCGUAGGACCCAGCAAUCGAAACAAACUAAAAAUAAAAACAACUCGGCACAUAAUAUAGUUGUUGUGCGAGGAGCAACAUCUAAUACUCCAGGCACAGAAAAAGAUCCGGAUGUUGUGCGCCUGCAGGGCAUACCAAUGUUUUUACCUAUUAUGAGAGCGACUUUGAGUUUACCGGCAGCUAGAGACCCUGAAGUACUGGAAAGGUUAGAUCCUACCCCUUUACGUAACUUGUGUCUACGAUAUCAAAGACAUUUAACUACCGCUGCUAGUCUAGUAGCUACUGAACAGAAUCACCUAACCCAAAAAGUUAGAGAGGUGGAUGGUGAAAUUAACAAAAUAUUUACUGCAGCUACGGACAAACAGCGGAAAUUUGCAAAGUAUGCUGAAAAACUUUCCAAGGUCCAGGAACUGUCCCAUCAGUUAAACCGUUGUCACAUGUUAUUAAAUCAAACCUUGGAAUCUAUGGAAACUUUAAAUAAUUAUUUGGAUAUUAACGAUAGACUGGAACCGUUUGUAUGGACAACAGGAUGAGACUCGUGUGAUGAAGGUAAUAGAGAAAUUAAUGCCGAACGCUAUAAAAGGUCAGAUAUAAUAGAAAAUGUAUAAUGCGACUUAUGUUUAUAAAUAAUUGUUUUUAUACAUAUUCCGCUUUGAUUAGAAGUUUUAAAGAAUAUAUGUUAUUAAAGCAAAUGAAAUUAUUAUAGUUUUAUUUUUAAAAUUAUUAUUGCUAUAUUUGCAAAUCUACAACUAAAUUGGGAAGCCAUUUGUUUAAAUGAUGGUUAUAUUCACAAAACAUAAAAAAGAUCCAUUAUUCAAUAUAAGUGGAUAAUUUUAAGAUACUAAAUGUGUGCUUACGUUACCAUAGUGUAUAUAAUUUAAUACUUUUACGGAGUUAUUUAUUUUGUUAUUAGUUUUGAAGUUAUAUUUGUAAUCUUGAAGGACAGAAAUUUUAGAAAUGUAAGGUUAUUGUAUUUUGUAUUAUUUCUAAUCUAACAUUUGUGAUUUGCUAUCAGUUGAUAACUGAUCAGAUCACAUUCUGAAAGCACUGUACUAUGGUUCUAUUGGCCCUUAAGCCUUAAGCUAUUAUUAUAAUGUACCAAUUAAGACUGCUCCGAAGUUUUAAAGCUUUAGAAUUAUUAUAUUUAAUUGAAUUCUGAUCUCAAAAGUGUAUUUAGUUACAUCUUUAUCACUUAAAUAAAAAAUAAAACAUU
Messenger RNA from Anoplophora glabripennis (Asian longhorned beetle), 1539 nucleotides. It is a transcript of the gene BORCS5, whose product is annotated as BLOC-1-related complex subunit 5. The transcript has 3 exons. The coding region runs from base 44 to 859 and encodes 271 amino acids. The record is from RefSeq and is a predicted model, not a curated record. Gene Ontology annotation, biological process: positive regulation of anterograde synaptic vesicle transport; lysosome localization; organelle transport along microtubule. Gene Ontology annotation, cellular component: cytoplasmic side of lysosomal membrane; BORC complex; synaptic vesicle membrane. Lineage: Eukaryota; Metazoa; Arthropoda; Insecta; Coleoptera; Cerambycidae.